Messenger RNA from Callorhinchus milii (elephant shark), 1706 nucleotides. RefSeq names its product SEC22 homolog C, vesicle trafficking protein (gene sec22c). The record is from RefSeq and is a predicted model, not a curated record. The coding region runs from base 280 to 1191 and encodes 303 amino acids. Gene Ontology annotation, biological process: endoplasmic reticulum to Golgi vesicle-mediated transport. NCBI's taxonomy places the organism in Eukaryota, Metazoa, Chordata, Chondrichthyes, Chimaeriformes, Callorhinchidae. The transcript is spliced from 6 exons.
CCAAAGAAAUGUGUGUUUCAGCUGGUUAUUGUCAUUAAACUCCCGCAAUAAUCCAAUGCAUACUCCAGGACCACAAGCCUUGGUUCUUGCCAAUGUAUUCCUAAUAUUUAAUUUACUUAGAUCAGCACUGUGUAUCCCUCUAGUCAUCCCUUCUGUAGUAUUUCUAAUCGCAAAUUAGAUGCCAUAUUUACCAUUUUCAGACGGACACUGCCCUUUGAUCUCUGAUUCGAAACUGAAUUGCCAUUGCAGUGGAAGCCUUCAUGAAUCCCGAAGAAGACCAUGUCUAUGAUCCUGUUUGCCUACGUGGUGCGGGUGGGGGAUGGGCUGCCACUCUCAGCUUCCACAGACUCCUUACACAGCAAGGACCUGCAGGAAUGUAAAAGGUACUUGAAGAUUUUGUCCAAAAUUCUCGGAGCUUACCCAGGUCGGGGCACUGUGAAGAGCAAUCAACUUCAGAUACAUUUUAAUUCUUUACAGGGUGUGGCCUAUAUGACUAUCUGCUGUAGUUUCUAUCCCACUACUUUGGCGUUUUGCUUCCUGGAGGAACUUGGAGUGGAGUUUGUGUCUUCUUAUGACCACACUAAAGUCCACAUGGUCUCCAGACCCUACGCCUUUCUUGAAUUUGAUAGCGUGAUCCAGAAGAUAAAAUGGCAUUAUAACUAUUCGAACCGCCCUUCGUUAAAGAUCAGCGUGGGAAACAUCCAACAAGAGCUGAAAGUGAACCCUCCCAGACAGGUGAAUGUGGAGGAUAUAGUAGUUACCAAUGGGACGUUAAAUGGACAACUCCAUUUUUACUCGGGCUCCGCUCCCAGGCACAGGCUGGAACCAGUAAGUGCAGUUGGCAUCCUCUCCAUUGUACUCAACAUCAUGUGUGGUGCUCUCAACCUGAUCCGCGGAGUACACCUCAUAGAACACCUCUCUCAGGAUGACGAUGACCGAAAGGGAAAUAUUAUUGCGUUUCUCACAGCGUUUCUUACCUGUUUGAUUCAGUGCUACCUGUUCCUGUUCUACAUUUCUGCCAGGACGGCGAAGGCGUUGACGGCCUUUGUGAUCGUCUGCCUCUGCAACCUUUAUCUGUUCGGCCACCGGAACGCCUGGCAAGUGCUCUUCCACAUAGGGGUGGCGUCCCUGUCCAGCCACCAGACGCUGUCGCGGAAACUUUACGAACGGCCGCCCGAGCUCGGAGUCUGACACCCAGAGGCCAGAACGUCGUCACGGCUGAGCUUUCUCGGAUCUGCCUUCACUACCUUUAUGAAGUUGCCGUUAGUACUUUACGGGGAGACUUAAAAGAAAAAAUCAAGCCCUAUAACCCAUUGAAGGGGAAAGGGAUUGAAAUAUCCCUCUUCCCACUUAAAAAAACAAGCUAGUCCCCUUAUUAAUAGAAGGGUGGGAGUACUCGUUGCGGAAGGAGAGGACGUUUGAACUUAUUUAUUCGUUGUAAAUCUGUUUUUUUUUUACCUUUUCCAAACGCUCAGCGGUAUCUCUUCAGAAGUCCGAGGGUAUAGGAGACAGUGAGGUGUAUAAACUUGCUGAGUAGUGGAGGGGAGCUAUGAGGGUUUCUUUGUAAAUCGGGUCAUUUCAGUACUGGAUUUUUUUUUAAAAAGAAAACCUGGCUCUUUGUAUGUAGAAGUAUGCUAAACCCUCUCCUCUCACCUUAAAGGAAUCUUAAAUCCCAUCCAGCCCAUGGGAGAUGGUGGUGGAGGUCA